Messenger RNA from Olea europaea var. sylvestris, 522 nucleotides. RefSeq lists its product as uncharacterized. Lineage: Eukaryota; Viridiplantae; Streptophyta; Magnoliopsida; Lamiales; Oleaceae. The record is from RefSeq and is a predicted model, not a curated record. The transcript has 2 exons. Bases 1 to 522 code for a protein of 173 amino acids. Gene Ontology annotation, molecular function: nucleic acid binding.
AUGGGAUACCUAGAAGUAUUGGGUCUGAUAUGGAAGUUUUUGUGGGGAAAGUUGGGAACCAAACUAUUGUUUUCUACUAUUUCUCAUCCACAAGCAGAUGGACAAAUUGAGGUAGUAAAUAGAACAUUAACUCAACUGUUACGCGCUAUAAUUUACAAGAAUUCGAAAAGUUGGGAGGAUUGCUUGCCAUUUAUGGAGUUUGCUUAUAGUAGGACCUUGCAUUCUAUUACUUCUUGUUCGUCUUUUGCAAUUGCAUUUCAUUUCAAUCUACUAACUCCUUUGAAAUUAAUUCCUCUACAUGUUGAUGAAAGAGGUAGUGUAGAUGGAAAGAAGAAGGUUGAAUUGCUAAGGUCAAUUCAUAAGAAGGUUCGGCUUCAAAUUGAAAAGAAAGACGAACAUUAUGCAUCUCAAGCUAAUAAAGGAAGGAUGCGUGUAAAGGUUAGAGAUCGAAUCAUUUUGAAGAGAGAGGAAAUGAUGAGAAUCAUGGAAGAUAAGAUUGCAAGGAUUUAUUAUAUAUUGUAG